AUGAACGCCGCCAUGUACUCCAGCCGCGCGUCGCCCGUGCAGGGCUCGUUCGCCCCGGUCCAGCGCGCGCGCGUGUCGGCCCAGUUCGGCAUCUCGCAGGCCUCGAACGGCUCGCGCCAGGUCACCCGCAUGGCCAACCACGCCACCACCGGGCCGUUCGCGCCCCUGGUGCGCGUCACGCGUUCCGUGAUGGGCGAGAAGGAGUUCAACAAGUUCCGCGGCAAGGCCAUCUCGCUCCACUCGCAGGUCAUCAAGGCCUUCUGCAACAACGUCGGCGCCCCCGCGAAGACCCAGCAGGGCCUGGUCCGUCUCGCGAAGAAGAACGGCGAGAAGCUCGGCUUCCUGGCCUAA
Molecule: messenger RNA, 351 nt
Organism: Pedinophyceae sp. YPF-701
Lineage: Eukaryota; Viridiplantae; Chlorophyta; Pedinophyceae
Source: the annotation of a GenBank genome assembly